Molecule: messenger RNA, 3749 nt
Organism: Notolabrus celidotus (New Zealand spotty)
Lineage: Eukaryota; Metazoa; Chordata; Actinopteri; Labriformes; Labridae
Gene: ap1g2
Product: adaptor related protein complex 1 subunit gamma 2
Exons: 22
Coding region: 148-2532 (794 amino acids)
Biological process (GO): receptor-mediated endocytosis; Golgi to vacuole transport; intracellular protein transport
Cellular component (GO): membrane coat; AP-1 adaptor complex; Golgi apparatus
Molecular function (GO): clathrin-cargo adaptor activity
Source: RefSeq, a predicted model, not a curated record
UGUGAUUAGUCCGGAUCCACUUGACUCUACAUGGAUUCACAGUAUUUGGAUUUCCAGCCAACUGACUGCUGCCGAGUGUCGGUGGGGGUUCGGCUGAACCGGUUUUCUUCUUAAAUCCCGGGGACUCUCUCCGUAGAGGAUUCAGCCAUGUCUCCAUCAGUCCCCCUGCAGGAGAUGAUACGCGCUAUCAGGUCAGCCCGGACGCAGUGCGAGGAGCGGGGUGUCAUCCAGAGAGAGUGUGCAGCCAUCCGGGCUCAGUUCAGACAAUCAGACAACGGGGGACGAUCGCACAACCUGGCCAAGCUUCUCUACGUGCACAUGCUGGGCUACCCAGCUCACUUCGGUCAGAUGGAGUGUGUUCGGAUGAUAGCCAGCCCUCGCUACAGUGAGAAGCGAGUGGGGUAUCUGGGAGCCAUGAUGCUGCUGGAUGAGAAGCAGGACGCCAGUUUGCUCAUCACUAACUCCAUCAAAAAUGACCUCGCUCACAGUAACCAGUAUGUGCAGUCUCUGGCUCUGUGCACUCUGGCCUGUAUGGGUUCAGCCGAGAUGUGCAGAGAUCUGGCGCCAGAGAUCGACCGGCUGCUCCGGGCCUCCAACUCCUACAUAAAGAAGAAGGCUGCUCUGUGUGCUGUCCACAUUGUGAGAAAAGUGCACGAACUCGGAGAGCUUUUCGCCCCCGCUGCUCGAGCCCUCCUCUCCGAGAAAAACCACGGUGUGUUACAUGGUGCUGUGGUGCUCAUCACUGAGCUGUGUGAGAGGAAUCCAGAGACCCUGGAGCGCUUCAGGAAGACAGUCCCAGAUCUGGUUCAGAUCAUGAAGGGUUUGGUCAUAUCGGGUUACUCUCCGGAGCAUGAUGUGGCAGGAAUCAGUGAUCCCUUCCUACAGGUCCGCAUCUUAAGGUUGCUGAGGAUUCUGGGUCGCAACAACGAAGCAGCCAGCGACGCAAUGAAUGACUUACUAGCUCAGGUGGCGACCAACACUGACAGCACAAAGACUGUUGGAAACGCUGUGCUGUAUGAGACAGUCCUCACUGUGCUGGAUAUCAAAUCAGAAAGCGGCCUCAGGGUUCUUGCUGUGAACAUCCUGGGAAGAUUUCUCCUGAACAACGACAGAAACAUUCGCUACAUUGCCAUGAUCUCCCUUCAGAAGAUUGUGGGGACGGACCACAAUGCAGUGCAGCGUCACAGGGGGACCAUCGUGGACUGCCUGAAGGACCAGGACGCUUCUGUCAAACGCCGUGCGUUGGAUCUGUCCUUGGCGUUGGUGUCAGCCUCCAACAUCCGCUCCAUGAUGAAGGAGCUUCUUCUCUUCCUUUCCUCCUGCCCCCUUGAGCUCAGGUCUCAAGCUGCCAGCGGCAUCUUCAAUGCUGCAGAGAGGUAUGCACCCUCCCAGCGCUGGCACAUUGACACCAUCUUGCAUGUCCUCACCACGGCAGGGGGCGACGUGAGGGAUGAGACAGUCCCCAACUUGAUCCAGCUCAUCACUAACGCCUCCGAGCUGCACUGUUACACUGUCCACAAGCUGUACAGGGCUCUGAUCACCGACAUCACUCAGCAAUCCCUGGUGCAGGUGGCGUGUUGGUGUAUAGGAGAGUACGGAGACCUGCUGCUGAGAGGGGAGUGUCAGGAGACGGAGCCUGUGCAGGUCACCGAGGACGACGUCCUGGACGCCUUGGAAACAGUCCUGCAGUCCCACAUGUCGUCUCCAGCAACAAGAGGCUUUGCGUUAACAGCCACCAUGAAACUGAGCACACGCAUCACUGAUAAUGUGGAUCGGAUCAGAAGCAUCGUCAGCAUCUACGGCAGCUGCAUUGAUGUGGAGCUCCAGCAGAGGGCAGUUGAAUACAAUGCUCUGUUCAAAAAAUACGACCACAUGAGGGCGGCAGUGCUGGAGAGGAUGCCUGUGAUUGAAAAGAACUCUCCGGGUCAUACCAACGGAGAGUCGAUGGGAGAGACUGUCAAAGAAAUCCAGCCUGCCAAAAUCAAGCAGGCGGAGUCGCUGCUGCCGCCACAACCUCCGAACCAGGUGUGUGAUCUGUUGGACCUGCUGGGAGGCUCUGAGGAGACUCUGCAGCCCAGCCUGGCAUUGAGCGGUUCAGCACCCGGCUUGCCCAUCAACACGGGCAGCACUGCUGGAGGAGACCUGCUGGAUCUGCUGGGAGGGUUAGAGCCCACACCCGUCACACCAGCUCCCGCGGUGUCGGUGUACGAGAAAGAAGGCGUGACUUUGACACUAAGCUGUGAGAAACAGUCAGACACCGGCCUCACAGUCACAUUGACAGCCUCCAACUCCAAUGACUCAGACAUCAGCAGCUUCACCCUGCAGGCUGCCGUGCCCAAGAGUGUCCAGUUACACAUGAAGGCUCCCAGUGGAGACUCUCUUCCUGCACACGGUACAGCUAAGGUGACACAGACGGUCAUCCUCAACAACCCCAACAAGGUGAACCUGAAGAUGAGGGUCCGCGUAUCCUACACCAGACAAGGCUCCGCCUUUCAGGACAUGGUUCAGAUCGACACUUUCCCCGGACUCUGACUGGAGCCGCACAGUCUAUCGUGACUGUGAUAGCGGUCUGUGGAUGAGUCAGCAGCAGGCAUCGUACUCAUCCUUCACUGAGCAAAGGUUUUAGUUCUGUUUAAGCGCUGGAGGUCACUCUUCUUUCACAGGAAAUCAUCACAGCCUCGUACGUGAACUCGCGUAGUUUCCUCCCUCUCUCUCUCUCUCUGGAGGCCAGGUGUAAACAGGGACUGACGGCGUUGCUGGACACAUGGCGCAGGCUUGAGAAAAUGCUACUACAAGAAAGAAAUGCUAAAUAUAUGUCUGGGGUUUUUGCCAGGAGAAAGUUUUAACCAUGCAGGUUUUUAACAGUUGAUUUUUUAAGAGUUUCACUUCAUAAAUAUUUACUUCUGGGGCUCCUGUCACUCAGAUUUAGUCACCAGAUCAAAAAUAAUGACGCUUACUCCCUUUGAAUGAUUUCUUUGACAUCUGCCUUUAUCACCUUCACUUAGUUGAACAGUACCUCAGUGCUCACUAAUGACCCACCACUACUACUCAGAAAAGAAGCUCCAAUCCAGCACACUAGAUUUGACUUGAAGAGGCGAGGACUUUGGACGUGUGAGAUUUAAAGAUGUAGGAUUUUAAAACAACCUUGUGUGUUGUAUUCACUGUCUUCAGUUGUUCCUGUUUUUUUAAGCCUUGAUCAGUUGAAACACCUCCUAAGUGAUUCCCCUGUGCCUUUCAUCCUCUUAUGAACUGCGGGUUUACUCAUGUACAAAAAAAAGCAAUUACGUUUAGUUUUGGAAGCAAAGAAAUGGUUUUAAAUGUAAAGUGGUGUUAUCGUAUGAACGUGUUUUUAUCACUCCCAGUUUCUCCUCGCAUACUGUUUACAGAAAGACUUGAAAGAUGGACAAUGUGCCGUCUGAGAGAUGUAAAUUUUACCUUUCAAGAAGAGAAAUAAGCACAAUCAGAGAGUUUGGAGGACGUAAAAAAAAUCACCCCUUUGUAUUUGGACGAUGUUAAACACACGAAUCAGCUUUAAUGAGAACUCAUCUCAUCAUAUGGAGCUAUGUUAUCAAGCACUGGAUCAUGAAUAAGUCAGUUAUGGUGCUCCACAUGAACUUCAGUGCAAUCUCUACCAGACUUAACUACAUAAACUCUAAAGAAAGGAGCAGGAGGAGUAUUCUGUCAGGUGUGUAAACUGUCUUUAAAUCUUCAGUUUCAUGUCAUUUUCUAAUAAAAAUCAGUUUUCAGAA